CAUUCAAAACUUCAUAGAAAUUCGUAUAGAGAAUAUAAAAAAUACGUAUAUAAAUAUUGUAUUCUUUACAACAAAAUUUAUUAAAAUUUCUACAGUUUUUAAUUGUAUAGAAAAAGCAAUGGCCCUUAAUCCCCAUCUUUGCGAGGAUAAGCAACUUUUGAGCUGGCUCAACAGAGUGCUAGUUUCGGAAUAUAAGCGAAUUGAGCAUCUGAAGAACGGAGCAGCCUACUGCCAAUUGAUGGAUAUGCUGUUCCCCCAGUCAUUAAUAAAUUUGCGGGAUGUUUUCUUUUCAACCACAUGCCCUAGAGAAAGCCGAAAAAACUUGAAAUUAUUUAGCAAGGCUUUGGAGAAAAUGGACAUAAAGAGAGAAUUGCCAGUUCUCGAGCUGAUUCGUGGCAGUCACUCGAAAAAUCUGCAAAUGCUCAAAUGGUUUAAGUCCGUCUACGAUCUGAACUACACGGGCCGCAAUUACGACGUUUUGGAAGAGCGAAACGGAUGCCGCAUGGGUUACAUAGAGAAGGAGAAGCUCGAGUCGGCUAGCACUCAACAAAUAGCCCCACCAAAAUGCACGGUGCCCAAAGCCAAGAUCAGUUCGAUAAAAGAUGUUUCGCACGAGCCGGAUAACCUGACUACUGCAGAGAAGGUUGUCUUAUUGAAGGCCAAGGCGCAAAAGGCACGUGAGGAGUUGAAAAGGAUGGAAGCAACUCGUGACUAUUAUAUCCGUAAGCUGAAGUACGUCGAGCAGCUAUGCAAUUUGUUUGAAUCGCCAUCGCAGCAGCGCCAAUUAAUCGAAGCUGUCAAGAAAACUUUGGCCGAAAUUGUCAUGGCUGCCAACCUCGACGCUACAGACUAAUAACUACAAUUUGUAGUGCCAUCCAUUCACUUUAUAUGGAUGCAAAAAGUAAAAAAAAAAAAAAUUAUUUAUUUCUGUUAAUCGUUAAAGCAAUGAACAUUACAAAAACCCUUUACUACUUUGGUGGUAAGGGACCAAAAACA
Molecule: messenger RNA, 996 nt
Organism: Drosophila willistoni
Lineage: Eukaryota; Metazoa; Arthropoda; Insecta; Diptera; Drosophilidae
Product: microtubule-associated protein RP/EB family member 2
Exons: 1
Coding region: 119-853 (244 amino acids)
Biological process (GO): regulation of microtubule polymerization or depolymerization; spindle assembly; protein localization to microtubule plus-end
Cellular component (GO): microtubule organizing center; microtubule plus-end; cytoplasmic microtubule
Molecular function (GO): microtubule plus-end binding
Source: RefSeq, a predicted model, not a curated record